Wallemia mellicola CBS 633.66 is the source of this 3208-nucleotide messenger RNA. Its product is annotated as N-acetyltransferase 10. The record is from RefSeq and is a predicted model, not a curated record. Bases 118 to 3195 code for a protein of 1025 amino acids. Gene Ontology annotation, cellular component: nucleolus; 90S preribosome. Gene Ontology annotation, biological process: rRNA acetylation involved in maturation of SSU-rRNA. Gene Ontology annotation, molecular function: tRNA binding; 18S rRNA cytidine N-acetyltransferase activity; ATP binding. NCBI's taxonomy places the organism in Eukaryota, Fungi, Basidiomycota, Wallemiomycetes, Wallemiales, Wallemiaceae. The transcript is spliced from 4 exons.
CAUGUGUGCUAUUUCUCAAUUAGGUAAGCAUAUGAUGAUAUUGAACAGCUAUAAUGCAUAUUCUCCACCCCAUUUCAUCUCAAAUUGAUUACACCUAUCUCUAUCUUCUCAGCGACCAUGUCUAGUGUCAAGCAACUGGACUCUCGUGUAAGAAGUUUAAUAGAAAAUGGUGUAAAAGGAAAUCACAGAUCUUUUUUUGUUUUAGUCGGUGAUCGUGGUAGAGAUCAAAUAGUAAAUCUCCACUAUUUCCUCUCACAGGCAAGAUCUAGUAGUCGUCCAUCCGUUCUCUGGUGCUACAAGAAAGACCUUGGCUUCACCUCCCACAGGAAGAAACGUGAACAGAAGAUAAAGCGUGACGUUAAGCGAGGCAUUAGAGAACCAAAUGAGGCGAGCCCAUUCGAGUUAUUUGUGUCUGUGACCGAUAUACGUUACACAUAUUACAAGGAUACUCCUAAAGUACUCGGUCAGACUUUUGGUAUGCUUGUUUUGCAGGAUUUCGAGAGUAUCACCCCAAAUUUGUUGGCUAGAACUAUAGAGACUGUAGAAGGUGGUGGUACAGUCGUUUUACUCCUCAAGACUAUGUCCUCUCUUAAGCAGCUCUACAGCAUGUCGAUGGACGUUCACCAGAGAUACAGAACUGAGUCACAACAGAAUCCAGUAUCACGCUUCAACGAGAGAUUCAUUCUCUCCCUCGGUGCGAACCCAAGCUGCCUUGUGCUUGACGACGAACUCAACGUUCUCCCGAUAUCCAAAGGAAAGGACAUCAAGCCAGUACAAGCGCCACCAAAGAAGAAUGCAGAGUUAGAUAUCAUUAAGGAAGAGCUGAAAAGUACAGACAUCGUUGGCUCACUAGUUAAAUCUACAAAAACAGUCGACCAGGCAAAGUCUUUGCUUACUUUUGUCGAAGCUAUAGCUGAGAAGACACUCUCCUCAACCGUCACUCUCACAGCUGGUCGUGGUCGUGGUAAAUCCGCCGCACUCGGUUUGGCAAUGGCGGCAGCCCUUGCGCACGGAUAUUCAAACGUCUUCGUCACUUCUCCAACUCCUGAGAACUUGCGCACUCUUUUUGAAUUCCUCUUCAAAGGUCUUGACGGACUCGGUUAUGAAGAGCACUUGGAUUAUGAUAUUGUACAAUCUGCCAACCCAGAUUUCCAGAAAGCCAUUGUUAGGGUGAACAUUUUCAAGCACCACCGUCAAACUAUCCAGUACAUCCAGCCACAAGAUGCUCACGUACUUGGACAAGCUGAAUUGGUUGUUAUCGAUGAAGCUGCAGCCAUCCCACUUCCUCUCGUGAGGAACUUGAUUGGUCCAUACCUCGUUUUCAUGUCUUCGACCAUCAACGGUUAUGAAGGUACUGGUAGAUCGCUCUCACUCAAACUCAUCCAACAGCUCAGAGAGCAAACAAGGCCAACGAUCUCCAAGGAGACCAACGAUGGUCCAACGAAGAAGAAGGGCCAACCAGAAGGUGCAACAACAGCUGGAAAAGCUAGAACCUUGAGAGAAUUAAAGCUCGAAGAACCUAUUAGAUACUCACCAGGUGAUGAAGUUGAGAAAUGGCUCAACGGGUUACUUUGUUUGGAUGCUACCGUUACUAGCAAAGCCGCAUUAAAGGGUACACCACAUCCAAGUACCUGCCAGUUAUUCUACGUCAAUAGAGACACACUCUUCAGUUACCACCCAGCAUCUGAAGCUUUCUUGCAGCGUAUGAUGGGAUUGUAUGUUGCAUCACACUACAAGAACUCACCAAAUGAUCUUCAAUUGAUGUCGGACGCACCUGGUCACGCACUCUUCGUUCUCUUGCCACCGCUUAGGGGUGAUGAGACGAGUCUUCCUGAACCACUCGUUGUUCUUCAAGUAGCAUUCGAAGGUCAGAUCAGUAAGGAGAGCAUUCUUAAUGCACUUAGUAAGGGUCAAAGAGCAGGUGGUGAUCUCAUUCCUUGGUUAGUAUCACAACAAUUCCAAGACGAGAAUUUCGCACAAUUAUCCGGUGUUCGUAUCGUUAGAGUUGCCAGUCACCCUGACUACUCCAACAUGGGUUACGGUAGUCGCGCACUCGAACAACUCAACUCAUUCUUCUCCGGUGAACUCUACGAAGGUAGCGGUGAAGACAACGCCGAUGAAGUUUUCGAUAGAUCUGAAGAUAGUGGCGAUCUAAUGUCUGACAAUAUUAAGGUUCGUGAUGCGUCAUCUAUGCCACCACUUUUGCAACGUUUAAGUGAGAGAAAACCUGAAAAAUUGGAUUAUUUAGGUGUUUCAUAUGGUAUGACUGAGAACCUUCUCAGAUUCUGGAAGAGAAGAGGAUAUGUUCCACUUUACAUUCGUCAAACAGCCAACGAGCUUACUGGUGAACAUUCAUGUAUGAUGAUCAGAGGUCUCAACAGUAGUACGGAGGAGACAGCAGGUUGGUUGUCUGCCUUUGCACAAGAUUUCCGUCGCCGUUUCUUGAGUUUACUCAGUUACAAAUUCAGGGAGUUCCCAUCACUCACCGCUCUCACCGUACUUGAAGCAGCGGCUAUUGGAACAAAUGAUGAGGAAGGUGGAGAGGAGUUGUCGGCUAAUGAGCUCCGUUACUUUAUGUCUCCUUUCGAUAUGAAGAGAUUGGAAAGCUACGCCUCAAACAUGCUCGAUUACCACGUUAUCGUUGAUUUAUUACCACAUAUCGCUAUGUUCUACUUCACAAAACGCUUUGGAGAUGAGAAGCUGAGCGCCGUUCAGUCAUCUAUCUUAUUAUCACUUGGUUUGCAAAGGAAGCAAAUUGAGGAUGUUGAGGCAGAAUUAGACGUGCCAGUAUCACAAGCACUUGCACUCUUCAUGAAGAGUAUCAGAAGAAUGACUAAGCGUCUGCAAGAUGUCGAGAAGCAAUCCAUCGGGGAGAGUAUCCCAACUGCGUCAACUCAGAUUGUAAGAAAAACGGAUGGUGGUACAGCUGACUGGUCACGUGUUGAUCAGGAUAUUGAGGAGGAGCUCGAUGAAGCUGGUAGAGAGGCACUCAAGACGGCCAAGAGAGACGCAAUUGAUAGUCUUGACAUGAAGAAAUACGCACUUCCACAGAAUGACGAUGACUGGAAGGAUGCAGAAGUGGCAGUUGAUCAAGGAAAGACUAGCGUGUCUGUUAAGAAGCGUAAAGGUGACGACAGCCCAGAGAAGGCAGCCAAGAAGAGCAAGAAGAGAACAUCCAAGGGUGGAUCAAAGUAAAUGUAGCUUUAAA